Phycodurus eques (leafy seadragon) is the source of this 8214-nucleotide messenger RNA. It is a transcript of the gene cul9, whose product is annotated as cullin-9. The transcript is spliced from 43 exons. Lineage: Eukaryota; Metazoa; Chordata; Actinopteri; Syngnathiformes; Syngnathidae. Gene Ontology annotation, molecular function: ubiquitin protein ligase binding; zinc ion binding. Bases 189 to 7778 code for a protein of 2529 amino acids. Gene Ontology annotation, biological process: ubiquitin-dependent protein catabolic process. The record is from RefSeq and is a predicted model, not a curated record.
AGAAGAAGAAGAAGAAGAAGAAGAAGAAGAAGAAGCAGAAGCAGAAGCAGAAGCAGCGGUUUAGUUUAUUGGGGUUCGCCGAUGGUGCUCAAGAAGGAGACGAGAGUCAUAAGGACGUCCUAGCAUAGAAACCAAAAAAGCUCUUCGCACGGGACGUUGAGGUCGAAGUUCGUGGCGCGUCAGCGGGCAUGGCGGGCGAGCGGCGCAAGGGCAACCUGCUGGUCCAGAUCGGCCCGCGGCUCCAAGCGUAUCCCGAGGAGCUGAUCCGCCAACGCCGCACCCACGACGGCCAGACCGAGUAUCUGAUUCGCUGGUGCCUCUCUGACGUCGGUGACUGCCGCGCCUCUGUGGCCGGCGACUCCGGAGGGACCGGAUGCGGUACCGUGUCGGGCGGCUCCUCUUCUGCGGACGUGAAAGCCAAAAACGUCCUGAUGUGGAUGACGACGGAGGACGUGUACGCCAACUGCCCCGCCCUGCUGGGCAAGAGGAAAGCCGACUCUCAGCGGCCACAGGAGCGGCAAAGCGGCGAAGCGGAGGCGACCUUCGAUGAGGUGGAGCUGCUGGACAUGGAGGAGGACGUGAAGAACCUGGUGCGCCGCGCCAGGAAGCAGAUGGCCAAGAAGAGCGACCUGUCUGUCAGCAUCACGCACACCAUCCACGUGCUGAGCGCCUACGCUGGCAUUGGCUCGCUGGUGGGCGUCUUCAAGGAGACUGGCGCGCUCAACCUGCUCAUGGAGCUGCUGUGCAGCAAGGAGACGCAGACCCGACGCAGCGCCAGCAAGAUGCUCAGAGCGCUGGCGUCGCACGAUGCAGGGAGUCGAGCGCACGUGCUGCUGUCGCUCAGCCAGCAGGACGGCAUCGAGCAGCACAUGGAUUUCGACAACCGUUACACGCUGCUGGAGUUGUUUGCCGAGACGACAUCCUCGGAGGAGCACGGCAUCUCCUUCGAAGGCGUCCACCUGCCUCAGAUUCCCGGGAAGCUGCUGUUCUCGCUGGUCAAGCGUUACUUGUGCGCGACGUCGCUGAUGGACAAACUCAACACGGUGGGUGCGGACGCCGCCUCUGACAGACAAGAAGCCGGAACCGCCCCCGGCCCCUCCCCGUCCUGCUUGGGGACUGCUCAGCUGCGUCUGCGGUGCGAGUUUGAUUUGGCCAUGGCUAUGGCCAACCUGAUCUCAGAGCUGGUGCGCGUCAUGGGCUGGGACCGCAAGCUCCCACGCGGCGCCGCCCGGGCGCCCGGCGGAGGCGCCGAUCAGGAGGACGUAGCGGCGCCCGCUAUCAAAUCUAUCUUUCAGCCUCGCUUCAGCUCCUCUCCCGUCGCCCGCGCCGUCAGCCCCCCCGCCGCCCCCAAGAAAAGGGCGGGGAAUGGCUACAAAACGCGCAGCGACUUCGCCAGUCGCUCGGCCUACGUGGAGUACGUGCAGGACCACUUAAAGAGCGGCAUGGCCGUCCGCAUGCUGGAGGACUACGAGGAAGUCAGCGCCGGAGAUGAAGGAGAAUUCCGAUACAGCAACGACGGUUCUCCGCCAGUUCAGGUGUACUGGAACGCUCUGUGCAGAACUUACUGGGUCCACUGGCACAUGCUUGAGAUCGUCGUGGGUGGCGGCGCCGCCAACGGGCCGGACGACAAGGAUGCCCUGGACAAGGCCUCGUCCCUCACGCGGACCAUCAAACUAGCGGCGGCCAGCCAGAGCAUCUUCUCCAAGCCCGCGGGCGGCCUCUACUCUCUGCCCUACUUGUCCGAGCGUCCCCGGGCGGCUGAGGCCGAAGCUCGGGCGGUGCUGACUCGUGCCGAGUGGUGGGAGGUCCUCUUCUUCAUCAAGAAGCUGGAAGCCAAAGAGCAGCGGGAGGUCACCCGCCUUCUGAUGUGCAGCCUCGACCAGCAGGAGGCAGAAAUGGACGACUCUGCACUGGUUGGCCUGGCGGUGGCGGUGGACGUGGCCAAGAAGCUCGUUCACUUCCUGAAGCAACAUCUGCCGCCUUCCUGCCUCGGCGCGCGGCUCUGCUCGCACGCCUUCGCCAGACACUACUUGAGGUCCGGGGGGGGCGAGGACGACCGAGAACCGCCGGGUGAAGACGACUCUUCUUGCUCCUGGACUUCCUCCGGGAUGGCCUCCGUCUCCAAGAGAGCCAAGAAGGAACUUCCCGCUGACUCGUCCUGCGCCGGCCCCGACGUGGAGAGCGAACUUCCCCAGGAGGAUUUCAGCAAAUAUCCCGAUGGGCUAGAAGAGAAGAUGAAGGUCUUCAGCAGUCCUCGUGUCUUGGGCAAGAAGACGCUGCUGGAGAAGAUCGGGGAGGUGGUGGACAUUCUCAGGAAAGGAGGCUUCAGGUGGGACAUGGUCCAGAACCUGGCUGGUGUCAUCUUCAUCACAAGGCUGCUGGAGGACAAGUCCACGCAGGAGAAGAACUCCAUGAAGACAGACUCUGUCCAGAGUGUCCAGGACAAAGUUGUGAAGCUGCUGGUGGAGCUGCUUGACUCUUCGUGCAGAAACGUCGUGACGUGCACGCUGAAGCUGACGCACAUGCUCAUGCUCAGAUACGAGUGGAGGGUUUCGUUUGCCACCGAGGGUGGCGUCAAAGCCAUCCUGACGUGUAUGCGGGAGAUGGCCGGCGUAUCACAUGUGCAGCAGCUUGCGCUAGCGAUCCUGAAGGUCCUGAUAGGAGCCACUAAAUACGAGCUGUGCGGCACGGCCAGUGUUCCCGCCCUUUCCGAGUCGGGCACCCAGAUGAUGCUGGAGAUCUUCGACAGCAUCGGCUCGGCCACGCCUGAAGGCUCCAAAGGCCUGCUGGACGCCGUCCCUGCCGCCCUCGACCUCAUGCUGAGGACCCAAGGCUGCGCGCCGGCCGUGCGCAACGGCAUGCUCGUCAUCGUGAUGCUGGUUUCCAACCAUAAGAGCUUGGCCUUGCAGUUGGCAUCCUGCGACAUCACGGCGGUCCUGGAGAAGUGUCUGGCGCUGUCCCAGAACGAGACCAUGCUGGCCAUCAUCGCCCUCAACCACAUCUUCAUGGUGCAGAAGCAGGAGAACAAAGAUCCUCCACAGCAGCUGGACCUAAAGGACACCCAGCUGCAGAAGUUGCUGAUGAGUCUGAAGGACAUGACAGCCACAGCCAAAGAAGUCAUCCAGACUCUGGAGCAGCUGCUGUGUGGGUCGGCGUCUCAGUUGGAGGGCCUGCGCAGCCAGGUCUCUCAAAGUCAGGACAUCUUUCAGGACCUCCUGCAUCCGAUGGAGCAACUGCGCACAGACCGGACCGUCCAGCUGUCCAUCGUUAGGAUCCUGAACAAGUUUUUGGACAGCUACCAGGAGGACGCCCUGCCCUGGCACGACAGCAUCAAACCCUGCCUGGCGUCCAUGACCGCAUUCAUCAGCGACAAAGAGGUUGUCCAGCAGUUAGUACUGUUCCUGUACCGCGUGAUGUGCGUGAACAAAGACUAUGCCGUGGUCAUGUGUCGCCUCGGCGCCAAAGAGGUUCUGAUCAAGGCUCAGGACAAACACGGCGCCGGCCUCAACACCGUCGCCGAGCUCCGAGACGUUGUGGCAGAUUGUGACAAAUAUGCCAGCCUCUACAACAACAUGACCACCAGCGUACUCGCUGGAUGCAUACAGAUGGUGUUGGGUCAGAUCGAGGAGCAUCGUCGGAGCCACGAGCCCAUCAACAUUCCCUUCUUUGACGUCUUCCUCAGGAAUCUCUGCCAAGGCUCCAGUGUGGAGCUGAAGGAGGAGAAGUGUUGGGAGAAGGUGGAGGUGUCAUCCAAUCACCAUCGAGCCAACAAACUAAGCGACAAGAACAGUAAAACUUACUGGGAGUCCAACGGACCCACCGGCUCGCACUUCAUCAACAUCUUCAUGCACAGAGGCGUCGUCAUCAGGCAGUUGGCCAUCCUGGUGUCCAGCGAGGACUCCAGCUACAUGCCGGCCCGGAUCCUGGUCCUGGGUGGAGAUGACCCAGGAAACAUUAGUACUGAACUGAACACGGUGAAUGUGACGACGUCGGCCAGUAGGGUGGUUCUGCUGGAAAACAUGAACAGGUUCUGGUCCAUCAUUCAGAUCCGCAUCAAGAGAUGCCAGCAGGGCGGGAUCGACACCAGGGUUCACGGUUUUGAGGUUCUGGGGCCCAAGAACACGUUCUGGCCCGUGUUCAAAGAACAGCUGUGCUGCCGGACCUUCUUGUUCUACAGUACCAAAGCGCACUCGUGGUGUCAGGAGGUGACGAACGAGCAGACGCGGCUGCUGCAGCUCUUCAACAAGCUGAACAGCGCCCUCAGACACGAGCAGAUGUUUGCCGAGCGUUUCCUGGCGGACGCCGAAGCCGCUGAAGCCUUGGGUCGAACCUGCUGGGAGGCGCUGGUCACGCCCAUUGUGUGCGCCAUCACCUCGUCAGAAUGUUCUGGAUCCUGCCCACUGUCCUGGCUGCUCAGCGAGUACUUGGACAAUUCUGACUCCGCCCACCACCGCCGCAAAGGCAGGGCGGCCGUCUUCAACUCCCGAGUGAGACGCCUGACGCACCUCCUGGUGCACGUGGACGCCGCCCCGGCGGACCCGGACCAGAUCAAACCUCUUGUCAAAUCUUAUGGCAAAGAAGCAAAGAACAAAGAUGGCACAGUAGCCUCUUUGGCAUCGUCUUCCUCAGUCAAGCCUACAGUGAAGAACAGCACCAUCGCAGACAUCGCCCUCUGUUGGCAGGCGGUGGUACAGCAGCAGGUGAGGAGCUUCCUGGAGGGGAGCUGCGAUCAUCCCGACUUUGUGGAGCGUUACCGCAGUCUGUACGUGAGGCUGAAGACCGCCACGGAGGAACUGUUUGGCCACCAGACGGCCUUUGUGCUUGCGCUGCGACACGGCUUCUCUGCUGCUUUACUGCAGCUCUCCAUCCUCAGAGCCAUGCACGUAAGCGAGCGCUUUGCGCAGUACGUGGACCAGAUGUUGCAGGUCAGCAGCUCGGCUUUUGGCAGUGUGGAAGCUCUGGAGAAGCUUCAGCUGUUUUUGGAGCCCAUGCUCUUCCUGUCGGGCUUAGAGCUGGCCAACACCUUCGAGCACUUUUACAGGUACUACCUGGCUGACCGGCUCCUGGCCCGCACCAACGUGUGGUUGGAAGCUUUCGUGGUGGAGCGGCUCGGCACCUGCUUCCCCAAUCGCUUCCCUCAGCAGAUGUUGAAGAACCUGAGCGAGUCGUCCGACCUGCGCCAGGACUUCCACCUGUACCGUCUGCAGCAGCUGGACCGCACGCUGCACAGCCGGCAGAUGGUCGAGGAGGAUGAGGACGAGGAGUCUCUGCAGUCAGAGACGGACAUCAGAGUCCUGCUUCUGUCUCCUCGCUGCUGGACAGUCUCAUCCCUCUGCUUCAUGGACGACCCCUCGCGGCACUUCCCGGCCCGGCUCUGCUCCUACCUGGUGCAGUUCGCACACUUCUACUGCCACGGUCAGUCGGUGUGCAGUGCGAGUGAGGCUAAGCCCCCCAGGGGUCUUCAGUGGACGUGGCUCGGUCACGCUGACGUGCGCUUUGGCUCUUUGACGCUUCAUGUGUCCACACUGCAGAUGUUCAUCCUGCUGCAAUUUAACACACAGGAGGAAGUAGGUGUGGCCUCUGUGCUGAAGGGGUGUGGCCUGUCAAAAGAGGUGGUGCGUCAUGCUCUGCAGCCUCUGAUUGAAGAUGAAAACGGACCGCUUGUCUGCAGCCAUCCGCAAGACCCCUGCCAAGGUGUGUUGCAGGUGAAGCAGCAUGUGGCGUGUGGCCCGUCCAGACACGUGGAACUUCAGCCGCGACAGACUUACUUGAAUGUGGACCAAGACGCCGCCGCAGCGCUGGAGACCAAGAGGAACUUCAUCUACUGCCUCAUCGUCAACAUCCUCAAGCAGGAGAAGGAGCUGCACAUUGACAACCUCGUCUUUAAGGUUCUCCGUUCGUGUCACAAACGGGAAGCGGUCCGGUCUCCCGGUUCCGCUCCCGGUCCAGGCGGGUUCAGCUGCAGCACGGGUGACGUUCUGUCCUGCAUCAUGCACGUGAUGAGCAAAGGAUGCGUACGCCGCAACCCGGAGCAGCCGCACAUGGUCCAGUUUCUGCCCGAUGACCCGACCACGCCGCAGAAGGGACACGCUCACCUGACCUUCAGUACCGCCCACAGCAACCACGGCAGCUCCCCGCCAGUCCCUGGCGUGUUUUUGGACGGCAUAGCGGUGGACUUUGAUCUGUUCUCGAGCGGCCGCAGCAUGACGCCGGAGGAAGUGUCUCAGCUGAUGCGAACCACCGUCCAACAGGUGGCGGCCACCCUGAGCGUGGACCCGGAUCGGGCUGAGCACCUUCUGGUCCACUGCGGCUGGAAUGUGGACCUUCUUGUGCGGCGCUACACGGACGACCCCGACGGCGUGGCGGCGGCCGCCGGACUCAAAUGGCAGAACCCCGGGCCGCCGCCCGGCCCCGAGUCUGCCUGUCCCGUGUGCCUGGUCCCCCGCGGCGGCGCCCCUGACCCGCCCUCGCUCAGCUGCACCCACUACUGCUGCAGGUCGUGCUGGCGCGAGUACCUCAGCGCUCGCAUCGAGCAGAACCUGGUGACCAACUGUAACUGCCCCAUACCUGACUGCCAGGCCCAGCCCACGUCGCGCUUCUUCCUCGACAUCGUCACCGACAAGGACACCGUCGCCAAGUACAAGAAGGCACGUCUGCGAGGCUUCGUGGAGUCGUGCUCCAACCUGACAUGGUGCACCAACCCUCAGGGCUGCGAUCAGAUCCUGUGCAAGGAGAACAUGGGCAGCAUGGGAACCUGCUCCAAGUGCUGCUGGUCCUCGUGCUUCAACUGCAACUUCCCGGAGGCGCACUACCCGGCCAGCUGCAGUCACAUGUCUCAGUGGAUGGACGACGGCGGCUUUUAUGAGGGGAUGAGCGUGGAGGCUCAGAGCAAACAUCUGGCCAAGCUCAUUUCGAAGCGCUGCCCCAGCUGCCAGGCGCAGAUCGAGAAGAACGAGGGCUGCCUCCAUAUGACCUGCGCCAAGUGUAACCACGGCUUCUGCUGGCGCUGCCUCAAAGCGUGGAAGCCCACCCACAAAGACUACUAUAACUGCUCCGCCAUGGUGAGUAAAGUGGCGCGACAAGAGAAGUUGUUUCAGGAUUUUAACGAGAGAUGCACCUUCCAGCACCAAGCCAAGGACUUUGCCGUCAGCCUGGAGAAGAAGGUGUCGUCGAUUAACGAAGCUCUGCAGAUGAAGUCUCUGACCUUCGUCGUCGACGCCUGCCAGAUUCUGGCGCAGGCUCGUAAGGUUUUGGCCUACUCGUGCGUGUACACGUUCUACAACCAGGACGGCGACAAGAUGGAUGUGAUGGAGCAGCAGACUGACGCUUUGGACCUGCACACCAACGCCCUGCAGAUCCUGCUUGAGGGGGCGCUACUGCAGUGCAGCGACCUGGCCUCCUGCGUCCGUCUGCUGAAAGCCGAACACCUCAACACGGGCCUGGAACUGAUGCGACGCAUCCAGGAACGCUUGCUCGCCAUCCUGCAGCAUUCCACGCAGGACUUCCGUGUGGGCUAUCGGUCCCAAGGCAUCCAGGAAGCAGAAAGCACACACGCCUCCGACUUGGCCGACCAUGACGACGCUAACGCCAAAGCCUCCAAGUCCGACUCCAGAGGCUCGGACAACAACAACCUCGCCGACGAGGACGAAGAGUACGACGAAGACUACGUGCCCGAGUGGCACGACGACGACGACGACGACGAAGAGAUCGACGAGGACGACUUCUUCUCUGACGACGACGACGGGAACCUGGAGCGGGACUUCAGCCCCUUCGAUUGACCAAAACCCGCGCAGUAAGAAUCGGGCCGCUCGGGUCGACCGCCGCCACGAACGGACCCGUGGCUAAGCUCGCCGCCGACACCCUCGACGGCUAGCGGCUGGCCCGGCGAAGUCCAAAUCUGGCUUGACACGGACCGGUCCCACGUCUCCGGGCAAAUGAGGCGAGGGGCGGCGCGUCGGCCCGCGAACGCUCGAAGAGUAGGAAGAAGGUUAUCGUGUCUUGAAAGUCUUCUGGCACCAUUUCUGCUGUUGCUUCUUUAAGUGGUUGAUUUGAUUGCUGUCAGUCAAGCAAUCCUCAAGUUCUUCCCUUGUUCUUUUCUCAUGAUGUCGUUGCACUUUUUUGAUGAGUUGUCUCUGCACACAGAUGUCAUUAACGUUCUCCUUGCUCUCUGCCUUCUUUUUUGGAGCUCAGUUAAUAAAAAGCUUCCUUAACUGC